This is a messenger RNA of Oncorhynchus kisutch (coho salmon), 2777 nucleotides long. Its product is annotated as probable ATP-dependent RNA helicase DDX10. NCBI's taxonomy places the organism in Eukaryota, Metazoa, Chordata, Actinopteri, Salmoniformes, Salmonidae. The record is from RefSeq and is a predicted model, not a curated record. Gene Ontology annotation, molecular function: nucleic acid binding; ATP binding.
GACUAAUGAACUACAUCUCCCAUAUCCCUCUUGCUGUUUCAUUAACGUCAUAUUUAUGCGUCUACAUGCGUGUCUGCUUCAGCGUUUUUAUACCUAUGGCUGAAUUACCAAACAUUUAUUUUUCAAAUAUUGAAUUCUCCGACCAAACCUGUCCCUCAGGAAAAAGAUGGGGAAGAAAAACCCAACCGACACCGCUGAUCCUGUGAAUAACUUCGAGCGAUGGAAGAAGAAAUACAAUAAGACAAAAACAAGAGUCAAACAGGAGAAAACACAGAAAAGGAAACCUGAAUGGCAGGUGGAGAAAGAAGAUAAAUGCCAAGGAUGCUGAGAGGUUUUCAGAUUUCCCCAUCUCCAAGAAUACCCUGUGAGGUCUAAUGGAAGCACAGUAUCGUCAGCCCACAGAAAUACAGAGACAGACAAUUGACUUUGCGUUGCAAGGCAAAGAUGUUCUGGGUGCUGCAAAGACUGGUUCUGGAAAAACACUGGCCUUUCUCAUUCCUGUAUUGGAAUGUUAUCGUCAGCAGUGGACAACAAUGGAUGGCCUGGGGGCCCUCAUCUCCCCCACACGAGAGCUGGCCUAUCAGAUCGAGGUGCUCCGUAAAGUGGGCAAGAACCAUGAGUUCUCUGCCGGCCUCAUCAUUGGCAGAAAGGACCUGAAGAAUGAGAAGAUCCACCGCACUAACAACAUCAUCUGCACGCCAGGACGCCUGCUCCAGCACAUGGACGAGACAGCUGCCUUCCACGCUUUCGAUCUGCACAUGCUUGUUUUGGACAUAGGUUUUGCCGACACUAUCAACGCCAUAGUUGAGAACCUCCCCAAGACCCGUCAGACACUGCUGUUCUCAGCCACACAGACCAAGUCAUUGAAAGACCUGGCCCGUCUCAGCCUCCAAGACCCAGAGUAUGUCUGGGUGCACGAGAAGGACAAGUUCAGCACGCCGGCCACACUGGAGCAGAACUACGUGGUGUGUGAGCUGUCCAAGAAGGUCAACAUGCUCUUCUCCUUCAUCAGGAGCCACCUGCAGAAGAAAGUAAUAGUCUUCUUUGCCUGCUGCAAAGAGGUACAAUACCUGUUGCGGGUCUACUGCCGGCUGCGUCCGGGCAUGCCCAUCCUGGCCCUGCAUGGGAAGCAACAGCUGAUGAAGAGGGUGGAGGUCUACAACGACUUCAUCAAGAAGAAGAACGCUGUGCUCUUCGCCACAGACAUUGCAGCCAGAGGCCUAGACUUCCCUGCUGUGAACUGGGUGUUGCAGUUUCACUGUCCAGAGGACGCCAACACACACAUCCACAGAGUGGGACGAACCGCCAGAUAUAAGGAGGGAGGAGAGGCUCUGCUCGUCCUGCUGCCCUCAGAGGAGGAGUGCAUGCUAUCCCAACUCCAGGAGAAAAUAGUCCCCAUCAACAGAAUCCAGGUGAACCCAGAGAAGCUGACAAGUGUGCAGCAGAAGCUGGAGGCCUUCCUGGCCCAAGAGAAGGAACAGCGCAGAGGUGUUUUUUCUCCUACCUGCGCUCCGUCUACCUCAUGAAGAACAAAGAAGUCUUUGAUGUGUUCCAGCUCAAGCUCCAGGAGUACGCAGCGAAAGCAACACCAUGAAGAAGACUGAAAAAGAGACAAAGUUCAAAGAGGCCAAGAAAGUCCUGAAGAGGAACUUCCAAGUCAACACCAAAUUAGUCUUCACGGAAGAGGGACAUGUCUGUACAAACAUUUUUCUUACUGACGACAAAUUUUUAUUUUGAGUCAGAUCCAAUAAUAACCCGUUUUGGUGGCUUCAGGCUAAGCUAAAUGAGAAGACCACUUUAUGUCCAAACCAGUAUGUUUACCUCACUAACAGCCUUUUCACUCAGACAAAAUUAGAUGGCACGUGAUGUUUUGUGUAUUGAUGCUCAGCCAGCUGAAAAUUCAAUUAAGGACACUAAAUAGUGUGGUGUGUGUGUGUGUGUGUGUGUGGAUGUACUCUCAUUUGUGUGUGGGUAAACGUGUGUGUGUGUGUGUGUGUGUGUGUGCAUGUGUUGAUUCCCAUCCAGCUGAAAAUUAGACGGCAAAGUUGCAGUGUUGUAAUUUAACUGUGUGUUGAUCAAUGCCCCUCUCUCCAGAUGGUGCAGCAGUGGCCAACGCUCCAGAGGACGGCUGUGCCAGCCACAGAGGGGGAGGAGGAUGAUGGCACAACUGGCAUCAAUGUGGAGGAGGCCAGAGAGAGGCUGCGCCGAGAGUACCUGGAGACAAGCUGGAGUACAGACGUAAAGUCAAAGAGAAACACAGGGAGAAGAGACUGAAGGAGAAGGCUGCCAGAAGAGAAGCCAGCAAGCAGCACACUGAGGAGCAGAAGUCUGAAGAGGAGGUGGUAGCGUACCUGGACGGUGCCGAUGGAGAGGAGUUUGACCCCAGCACGCUUCCCGACCCGGACAAACUAUGCUCUGACUCGGAGGAAGAUGAUGACCAGAGCAGCCAUGCUGCUGGGAUGAGGAAGCGCAGCCUCAGUGACUGCAGCGAUGACUCUGGUGAAGAAGACGAGGCAGAGGGGAGCAGGAAGAGACCAAGGCAACAGGCAGCUGCCAAGCCCCUGGACACUGGCCUCUCUCUGGCUGAGGACGAAGAGCUGGUCCUGCAUCUGCUAGGGAUCCGGCGCUAGGGCUCACGAAAGAGAGGACAUUUACCGAACACUGUGUUAUGGAGGAUCCUCUUCAAUGUCUUGUCGUCAUUAUUUGGAUGUUCCCCACUAUUUUGGGAACAUUAGAGAUUUCCCAAACUGUCAAAUAAAACAUACAAUUUACUGUUA